Trifolium pratense (red clover) is the source of this 2582-nucleotide messenger RNA. Its product is annotated as protein phosphatase 2C 77-like. Gene Ontology annotation, molecular function: cation binding; protein serine/threonine phosphatase activity. Bases 621 to 2228 code for a protein of 535 amino acids. Lineage: Eukaryota; Viridiplantae; Streptophyta; Magnoliopsida; Fabales; Fabaceae. The record is from RefSeq and is a predicted model, not a curated record. Gene Ontology annotation, biological process: protein dephosphorylation. The transcript has 4 exons.
ACAAUCACAAAGUAGGUGGUAGCUAGCAUGGCCAAUAAUAUUAGCUAUAUUGUAAUAAUAAUGUUGACAAAUGAAAGCAAAAGAAAAUGAAAUCACAAUGAAAAUUCCAAUGGUACAAAUUUGUUCCCUAACUUUAAGGGAAACUAACCUAAUUUAUACUAUUUCUUGUUGUUAGUGUUUUUAUUUUUGUCAUUUUCAAUGUCCCUAUUUUUCCUUGUCUUCUUGUUUGUUAGAGAGAGACAACAAUAUAGGCACCGACCUCAUCAAUUGUUUUGUCUUUGAUUUUUUGAAUCAUCUAUUGUUUUUUGUGACAGGAAUCAAAAGGGUUGAUUCUGAGGUUGAAAUAGAUCAUUUUUGCACACCACCUGUUUGACAUAUUGACUCAAAGGAUUUAAUUAUAUAAAUUCCAAAAAUUGUUACUUAUGAAAACAUCUAAUAGGAUCUAACUUGGCCUUUUCAAUAUACCCUUUUGAUUUUGAUGCCUAUAAUUUUUUUUUAUUUUUUAUUUUUAUGGGUUGAUUGUAAAAUUUUCUUGUGUUUAUAGAACAAUUGAAGUUUUUAAGGAAGAUUAAGAAUUUUAGGAUAUUUAGAGGAUAAGGAUAGUGGUAGAAAGAAAACUUAUGGAGGAAAUAAGUUCGACGGUCGCAGUGCCAUUAACACUUGGGAAUUUAAUACAAAAGGAGUCAGUUAUGACAAAUCUUAUGGCAAAUACAGCAACAGUUUUAAUAUUAAAUCCUACUACUUCAAUUGAGGGUUGUCAAUCCUUUUCUGUAGGAAGUGACGAUAACGACGACACAGAUAUUAGUCUACAGCAUAAAAUAUCAGUGUCUCUAGAGGUUAAGGAGAAUCAAGUUGCAGCUGAAACGGUCGCAGAAAUGGUUCUUGAAAGUGACAGUAAUGGAAGAAAUGAUGAUGAAUUCAUGAUAGCUAAUGAUUUUCCGCGUAUACAUAAUCCAUCCUCUCAAUCUGAUGUUGGUAACAAAAUCGGUUCUUUUAAGGAGGAGUCUGCAAUUUCAAGGACUAAUUUGUCAGAAAUGAACACACCGAAUACCGUCAUGGUUGAUGGUAGUAACCAUGAUCAGUCUGUUUUGUACGAGUCCGUGAAGAACAUGGCUUCUGUUGUGAUGAAACAUGAGUGUAAGCCAGAUGGUUCUGAUACAAAACCAAUUGAUGUAGUUCAUGAGAUUCCAGAGAAGCAAACAUGCACAACAAACUGUGAUAAUGCUUUGGAAUUGAGCGAUACUCCUCGUUGUGGUUUCUCAUCGGUUUGUGGAAGGAGACAAGAAAUGGAAGAUGCUAUUGUUGUUAAGCCUCAACUUUUUCAAGUACCUUCAAUGAUGUUAAUGGAUGACCAUGUGAAUGCAAACACAAAGCACUCACUAGCACACUUUUUUGGUGUCUUUGAUGGACACGGGGGAAGUCAGGUUGCCCAUUACUGCCAGACACAUCUUCAUUCAGUUUUGAUUGAGGAGAUAGAAGCUGCAGAAUCAAGUUUACCUGAAACUAAUGAAAAGGAAAAUUGGCAGGACCAAUGGAAGAAAGUACUCACCAAUUGCUUUAAAAAAGUAGAUGAUAAAAUCGUAGGAGUUAAUGCAUAUAAUGGUGGAAGUAACAGUAAUGACGGAUCUGAGUCAAGUACUGAAGAAACUCUUGCUCCUGAGUGUGCUGGAUCAACUGCACUGGUUGCAGUUUUAACUCAAACUCAUAUAAUAGUUGCGAAUUGUGGCGAUUCAAGAGCAGUCUUAUGUCGAGGGAAAGAAGCACUUCCAUUGUCUACUGACCAUAGACCAGAUAUAGAGGAUGAGCAGGAAAGGAUAGAAGCUGCCGGAGGAAAGAUCAUACAAUGGAAUGGAUACCGUGUUCUUGGUGUUUUGGCAGUGUCAAGGUCCAUAGGUGAUAGAUACUUGAAACCAUGGAUAAUUCCAGAUCCAGAAGUCAACUGCAUCCUUAGAGAGAAAACAGACGAGUGCCUUAUUCUAGCAAGUGAUGGUUUAUGGGAUGUCAUAAAAAAUGAAGAAGCCUGUGAAAUUGCUCGAAAGCGAAUCCUUAUUUGGCAUAAGAAGAAUGGAACCAAUAUAUCAACAGGACAAGUCGAUGGAGUUGAUCCUGCUGCUCAGUAUGCUGCAGAUUAUCUAUCAAAACUUGCCCUUCAAAGGGCAAGCAAAGAUAAUAUCUCAGUUAUUGUUAUAGACUUGAAGGCUCAAAGAGAGUUCAAGAGAAAGGAAUAACAAAGAUAUUCAUCAUUUGGAAUAUUUAUAGAUAUACUAUUUUUUAAGAACAUUUCUCAGUAAGUAGCAUAUUUAUUUAGCCCUUAAGAUUUUUCAUUAGGGCUAUGUUCUAUAUACUAAAAUUUGCAGUGUAUAGGGAUACCUUAUAUUAAGAUGAGGUAUCACUUCAUGAUAAUGCUACAUUGUUUUUAACUAGAUUUGACCCACGCCCAGCGCGGAUGCUCCUACAUUUUUAAGGAAAAUUAAUGACUGCCUCCAUGUGAUUACUUACAUUUGUAUGAUACAUGUGAAUUUAGUCUUCGAUGUUUGAAACAAUAUAUUAAAACUCUUGGUUGAUAUUAGCGUGGUUUUAAA